Messenger RNA from Brassica napus (rape), 4025 nucleotides. RefSeq names its product transcription factor TCP1-like. NCBI's taxonomy places the organism in Eukaryota, Viridiplantae, Streptophyta, Magnoliopsida, Brassicales, Brassicaceae. Gene Ontology annotation, cellular component: nucleus. The transcript has 2 exons. Bases 500 to 1558 code for a protein of 352 amino acids. Gene Ontology annotation, molecular function: sequence-specific DNA binding; DNA-binding transcription factor activity. Gene Ontology annotation, biological process: regulation of secondary shoot formation. The record is from RefSeq and is a predicted model, not a curated record.
GCCUGGUCUUUAUCAUCGAAAUAGAAUCUCUUCACAGGUCGUUUUCUGUGGUUAUUUCUGGACCAUUAGAUAUUGCAUUGCCAAGACUUCACAUGAAGGUACCUAUUUGUAUAUGUAUACGUAGUAAAAGUAUAUUCUACGAUGAUACUAAAACUAGUUGAGUUUGAGGUUAAUUCCCAAUAUAUAUGCUCAUUUAUCUAGUAUAGGAUCUGCAACUAGAAACCCUAAAAUCAAUCGUUAACCCUAAGCUAAAAAAGGUUAUACUGUAAUUAACUUUUGCGAGCAGAUCUUCAGCUUUUGGCUCUUGAGCUUUUUGUCUUGGUGUGAGAAUUGGACGCUUACUCUCUAUCUCUACCUCUCUUGUUUCUUGGUUUCUUCUUUUCUCUUUCCUGUUUUUAGCCAAAAAUCUUUUUUUGAUGAUGUGAAACUUGUGGUUUUAUUUCUAAAAGAAAAACUCAUAGUCUUGAUUCUUGAUUUGUGUAGCUCCCUAAGCUCAGUGAUGUCUUCUUCCAACAAUGGUUACAAUAAUGGUAGUAACAACGGAGUGUACCCUCUCUCUCUUUACCUUCCUUCACUCUCCGGUCAGCAAGACAUCAUCCGUAAUCCCUACAAUCAUCAGUUAACAGCAUCACCGGGCCAAAUGUUAUCAGCAGUGCCUGAGUCCCUGAUGGAUUACAUGGCGUUUAACUCAAACAAUGUUAUGAAUCAGCAAAGUUUUGAGAUUCCUGAGGUGUCGAGAGAAAUCAAGAAGGCUGUGAAAAAAGAUAGGCAUAGCAAGAUUCACACGGCACAAGGUCUUAGAGACAGGAGGGUAAGGCUUUCUAUUGGAAUUUCUCGCCAAUUCUUCGAUCUCCAGGAUAUGUUGGGGUUUGAUAAAGCCAGUAAAACAUUAGACUGGCUACUCAAGAAAUCAAGAAGAGCCAUCAAAGAGCUUGUCCAAGAAAAAAAGCUCAACAACAAUGUUGAAGAUUUUGGAAACGAUGGAGGUAAUGUAGUACAUGAAGAGGAUGAUUAUGAUGAUGAUAAUGUUGGCGAUAAUAGCUUUGUGUAUGGUUCGAGCCCCUAUUCCUUCGAAGAAGAAGUGCUAUGUGAGGCCAAGAAGGCAGAGAAAAGAAAGAAGAAGACUGAAAUGAGCAACAUUUCUUCAAAGGGGUCAAGAGCCAAAGCAAAAGGAAAGGCUAAGGGGAUAACAAUAGACAUGACCAAUGAUCAUCCAGAAACCGCCUCUGAGAUCAUACAAACUGAAAUAAUGGACCCAUUCAAGAGGUCUAUAAUCUUCAAUGAAGGAGAAGAAAUGACACAUUCUUUCUACAAGGAAUCAAUCCAAGAGUCUGAUAAUCAUGAAUGCAUUACCAAGACGGAGGUCAAUCUUCCCAUGAAUAUGGAUCAAGGUUAUAAUCAGCAUUAUGGGGCGUUAAUGUUGAAAGAUCAGGGUUCUAGCAGCAACUACAAUGCCAUUCUGCCUCAAAACUUUGAUUGUGACUACAAUCCAAACCCUUUUAUUGAUCAACUCUUUUGUGGAGUCACCAACACAAAUUUCUUCAGAGGGUUCCCAUAAAUCCUGAUAAUUUCGGAGAACUAUGCAUCAAAUUCAAACAUGUAAGGCAAAUAGUCCUUUAUUCCCCUUGAAUAUAAAUUAAAUCUUUGGUUGUCUGUGUUCUUCUGAACAUGUUAUCUGAUCUUAUAUGUCAUUGAUCAUCAAGAUUUAUUUUCUAAGAUACUAUUUGUCUACCUUAAUAUAUUUUAGCUACAGUUUUCAAGUGGUAUGUAACCUUUACAGUAUUUCAAUUUGAAGACGAAGCAGCAAAUUAUAUAAAUUUGAUGAAACCCAAUCCAUUCCAAGAUCCAUACAUAAUUUUGAUUAGGUACUACACACAAAAUUGUUUUAAGACUAAGUAAUUUACAAUUUAACGUUCCGUAUAUAAAGCUCUACAUUAAUUAGUUCCUUAAGCCCUAAUUUCCAUUAGGACCUAUUACAGUAUGCAUGAUGAUGACUGUUGAUGCUCACAUAUACAAGACUGUAUCCACACACAAACAUGUAAUGCUUGACUAAGUUAACAUGCACAAAUUGAAAUGAAACUGAGCACUAGUGUGUAAACUGGAAGCGUGCCAUCGAAAUAUGCUUAGGAAUGCAGGAUAGAUCUUAGUGUUAAUAUUAUUGUCUACUGAUGUAUAUCUAUUAUCUUGCUCAGAUAAUGAUAUUUUCAAUGAUGCAUAUGAUUUUGCCUUUUGAAGGCAUACAUUAAUUGAGUUUAUUGGCUUUUAAAGUUCGGUUUUGGACAAGAGGAUUGUUAACUCCUACGUUUUUGAAUAGGAUAUGAAGUGAUCUGCUCAAGUCCCUCUCUUUUGACUACAAUCUGUAAGUUCCUUAGUGCUUCAAAAUUAUUUUUGUAAACAUUCACAACUUCCAGAUAUCCAUUUCAAUUUAUAAUGCAAUUUAGAAUCUAGUCGGAAAUUGCAAACGCCAUUUAUCCUAUAAUACUAUAUAUCUGGAACCAUAUUACCUCAUUUGAAAAGCUAAUGGAAAUUUAUUAGCGAUAUACUGUAUUGCCACGGUAUUAUAUAAGACCACAUCUGAAAAUGUGAGUGAGACGGCAAAAAUCAAGAUAUAUGGUUUCAAAGAAAAAUGAUUUAAUAGUGUUUCAAAAGAAAUGUUCAAAAGAAUGCUGCAAAAUUUGAAUAAGUUUUUCUCAUUACUGUAAAUUUAUUAAUUCUAAUAAUUAGCUUUGCAAAUAAAACAUAUACAUGUGUGUGUAGUGUAUAAAUAAUUUGGGAGCAAAUAUAUGCUAAAAAUGGCAUGUCUUCCGAAAAAUUCCAACAGGUAUGAAGCAUUAUAAUUUUGGCUUAGUCAGUCUCUUCGAAAUUAUUUUCGAAACUAGCUAAUUACACCAUUUAUAUGCAUGAUGGACCAUAACUUGAAAAGAACAAUAGAAAGUUUAAACUCUUUCAAAAAGAAAUUCACCGUUAUCUAAAAUUAAUCAGUCACUACUACGAAGCUCAUGGAAAAUGUUUAACCUAAGAACUAGAUAAGAACUGAGUAUAUAUAUAUUUGAUGACUCACGUAUGAUUGUUUCUUACAUAUAUAAACGCGUCAAUCUUAAAGCUUCGUGCGUUGUUGAUUUAGAUAAAAUUACUAAACAAUUCUUGUAACGAACUAAAGACAGAAAGAAAUACCCUGUAUAUACAAAGACAAAAGUAAUGCAGCUGAGAGAUAAAGAGAGGGAGACCUUUAAAACUGUUCCUCGUUGCUUCAAAACAGAAUAGCACUCCAAAGCAGAGAAUACAACCUUGUUAUGUUUGAAGAAUAUAGAGUUCAAGAAUAUAUAAGCAGUCAAAAGAACUUUAGUAAAUAUAAGAGAGAAUUAAAGCUAGAAAGGAGAAAUUAUUUCAUUUUUGUUGCUUUUUUUUUUGCUUCAAACUUCAUCUUCAUAGCAUGACAGACUAAUAUCUAGACUUGGCUAGCUGGAUUAGUUAAGUUACCUACGAAUAAUCAACAAUAUUUAAUUAACAAAUGCCUGAAAACUGAUUAUCUCAAAAAGAUUUUGUUGAAAGGCGGAAGUAACUUUAUUAUAUAAAAUUUCACAUGUCAGAUCAUCCUAUGAAAUAAACUCGCAGAAAUAGCUGAUUAUAAUAUUCACAUAAUAUCUUUCCUACAUGUCUUUGUGGUACUAUUUAAUAAAAAAAAAUUAUUAGUCUGAUCUUGAGUGGACACCCACUGCGUCCAAUCUUUAAAGGAUAUCUUUGCUAGAGAUGAUAAAUUUACAGUUUAAUUACAGAAAUUUUAUAGAAAAGUAUAUCUACAUCACAUUCCAACUUCAUCUAUUUCUAAAAAAAGGUGUUAAUUAAUACAUUUAUUAGUCUUAGACACACAUAUAUAAUGAAAAAUAUGAUAUCCAUGAAAAAAUUGCUUCUUGAUAUAACAUAAAAAAUAGAAAAUUUAUUGAACCAAAAUUUUCUUUUAUUUGUGUAAAGAUGUUUUGACAAAUUUAUAACAAUAUAUAUCUGUGUGUGAAAAAAAGAAAAAA